AUGAAAAUUAAUAUUCCAUAUACGAUGUUAAUUCGGGCAAUUAAAUAUUGUUCAACAUUUGAAACAUAUGUAAAGGAACGUGAAAAAUUAAGAAUGGCUUUACUAUUAAAUAAAUAUCCUGGUGAAUUUAUAGAGAAACAAUUCAGUCGGGUAUUUCAAAAACAUAAUUUAAUAGAACCAUUAUCAACAAGCAAUUAUAUAACAUUACGAGAAAAAUUAAUCUAUUUAGGUACAAAUGAAAAAAUGCCAUUUGAUUAUAGAAGUACAAUGUUCAUUCAUUUUACAUAUUGUUUGAAUAUGAAAACACUUCCAGCUAAAUUUCAUGCACUGUGGAACAAAUAUUUUAUAGAAUCUCCAAUACAUGAAACAAAACCGGUUUUAGGUACUCGUAAUGUUAAAAAUUUACAGCAACAUCUAGUACACAAUAAAUAA
Molecule: messenger RNA, 432 nt
Organism: Rotaria sp. Silwood1
Lineage: Eukaryota; Metazoa; Rotifera; Eurotatoria; Philodinida; Philodinidae
Source: the annotation of a GenBank genome assembly